This is a messenger RNA of Schistocerca cancellata (South American locust), 2227 nucleotides long. RefSeq names its product glycoprotein-N-acetylgalactosamine 3-beta-galactosyltransferase 1-like. The record is from RefSeq and is a predicted model, not a curated record. The transcript is spliced from 8 exons. Lineage: Eukaryota; Metazoa; Arthropoda; Insecta; Orthoptera; Acrididae. Gene Ontology annotation, molecular function: N-acetylgalactosaminide beta-1,3-galactosyltransferase activity. Gene Ontology annotation, cellular component: membrane. Bases 86 to 1270 code for a protein of 394 amino acids.
CAGCGGCUUUCGUAGAGGGAAGUGAUAUAACUUAACGUGCUAAGUGGCGGGCAUUCCUCCAACAGAACUGUCAUCGGCAACAGCUAUGAGACUAGCUACAGUGUGGUGCUGCCGGCUGUCGGCGGCCUUCCUCUGCGGCGUGGCGCUGGGCUUCGCGGCGGCCACGCUGGACUUCCGCAGCUCGUCGGCGUGGCUGCAGCAGCAGCUGCAGGCGGCCCUCGCCGCAGACUUCCUGCAGUACGAGUACGAAUACGAGUACGAGUGGUCCACGCGAGGCGCUUCGGACACUCCAGCGAGGGCGCUGCCCACCCUUCCUGCGGCUCGGCGCAAGCCAGAAUGCAACCGUACUGCAGCUGACAGCCUGCGACAGCGUGUUCGGGUGUUGUGCUGGGUGAUGACCAGUCCUAAGAACCAUGCCACAAAGGCGGCUGCUGUCAAUGCCACAUGGGGCCAAAACUGUGACAAGCUGCUCUUCAUGUCCUCCGAGCAUGAUCCCAGACUACCCACAGUGGCCCUCAAAGUACCAGAAGGACGGCAGCAUCUAUGGGCUAAGACACAAGCUGCCUUCAAAUAUAUUGUCCAUGAAGGCUUGUUGGAGAGUAUUGAUUGGGUGCUUAAGGCAGAUGAUGACACGUUCAUUGUGAUGGAAAAUUUACGCCACCUGUUGCUGCCUCUGGAUGCCUCACAAUCUCUCUUUGGGGGUCUGCGGCUGCGGCCGUUUUCACCAAAGGGCUUUAUGAGUGGCGGAGCAGGGUAUGUGCUUAGUCGAAUGGCAGCUCUCCGUUUUGUUGAGCAGGGAAUAUCUGGAGACCUCGGAGGUUGCCGUAAUCCAGGAUACAGAGGCGAGGAUGUUGCCAUUGGUCGCUGCAUGGUGGCAAUAAAUGCAACAUUUCUGGACAGCCGAGACUCUGAUGGGCUGGAGCGCUUUCACGCCUAUGGCCCAGAACGAGAAAUGGCACCAGAUAAGAGAAUGGAUUGGCUGAAGAAUUAUUCUUAUCAUCCACUACAACCUGGCUAUGCUCAUCCAGUCCACAAUAGAACAUGUGUGCAAGCAACAGAAAGAUCAACUCUGCCGCAGUGCCAGCAUCAGGAUAUUGAGGACCAGUUACAAAAAUUGUGGAACAGCUUGCCUCAGAAGGCUUCUAAGUGUUGUUCACCAUCUGCAGUGUCAUUUCACUACAUCACACCCACAGCCAUGCGGGCCAUCUACUAUCUGGUAUAUAGGUUAAAACCAUAUGGACUGGAUGAAUGUGAAUUACCAGCUAGCUGACAGUUUGAAAAUGAUUAGCAAAAUCCAGGGCUACAGUAUUAUGGAAGUGUUGGACAGUGUGCAAAGUACAUCUGGACAGUAAAGAGUAAUUUAAAAGAAUCAACAAAGUGCUAAAUAUUGAACUCCUUGUGAUGUGUGAAAAUACUUUGACCAAAGACUUGAAAAACUAACAGAGAUACUCUUCACAGCAAAGUAAGAGUAUAUGUGAUAAAUGUGCCAUCAACAAUCCAUGAUUAAAUGUAUUCUUUGAUCCAUUUAUUUCCCAAAGAAAUGUGCAAAUUGUGUAUAAAUACUAUGCAUUUGUGUUGUAUAAAUAACAUUUCUUGUGACUUCAUUUAUCUUUCAUUCUUGUGUGUCACUCAUUUUACAUAGACUUGCAAUGAAUAAUACAUCAUUUAGCAAUUGAUAGUUCAAGUGAUUUUUAAAUUAAUUUAUUUCUAAUAUAUGAUAAAGUAACCUGGAACUAUCUGACUUGCUGGUGAAGUCUAUUUUCAAUAGAUCAGACAAUCUUGUAAAGAACUACUGAACUACUUUGAGACUUCAACUGUGUAGGCUUCUGCAGCCAGAGUCAGUUGACAUAAGUUUUCUGAAUAUUGUAUAACAGUAGACUUGGGAACAGGUCACUGUAACUGUGGCCAAGACAUUGGUUUGGCCAGUAUAGCAUUUUACUUUAUGAUGCAGUACAAUACUCAGAAAAAUUUUGUGUGUCCUUUGAUGUUUAUUAUUGGUUAUCUAGUUUACUAUAUUUGUAACAUGAUUAACUGUCUUAGUCUCAAGAUUCAUCUCAGUGUGUUUAUUCACCGAUAUUGAAUCAACUUUCAUCACAUCAGUGAAUAGUUAAGAGAUUUGUCCAGUGUUGUAAAAAAAAGUUAAAUUUAUUUUCUCUCAUGUAUGCCAUGAAACUAUGUAACUUCGUGAUUCAGUACCACUCAGUUUAAUAAUACAUUAUGCAUAUCA